UGCUCUGCUCACACAUUAUUCUCAUAUCCUAUAUUGUUCUUUUCCACAAAUUCUCGUAUCCUAUAUAAAGCUCUCAAAAUCCAAUUGUCAAUUUCUAAUACUCAUCAAUUUACAUUACAUUUCCAGUAUAUUUCGUUCAUAGCAGAAAAAUCAGCAUCAAUGGCUGCCACAAGUGUACAAGAAGUUCUACCACCAGUUCUUGAUUCUACUUCCCAACCCCCGUCUCUCUUCGAUGGAACUACCAGGUUGUACAUCAAUUAUCAGUGCCCCUUUGCUCAGCGUGCCUGGAUUACCAGGAAUGUUAAGGGUUUGCAAGACAAGAUCAAGUUAGUUCCAAUUGAUCUUCAGAACAGGCCUGCUUGGUACAAGGAAAAAGUUUACGCCCCAAAUAAGGUUCCCUCAUUAGAGCACGACAACAAAGUGAUCGGAGAGAGUUUGGAUCUGAUUAAAUAUAUUGAUAGUAACUUUGAAGGACCAUCACUUUUGCCGGAUGAUCCUGAAAAGCGGAAAUUUGCUGAAGAAUUGAUAGCUUAUAGUAACACGUUUGUCCCAGAAGUAUACGGAUCAUUCAAAAGAGAUGCACAGACACUGGCUGGAGCACAAUUCGAUUACCUAGAAAAGGCUCUCCACAAAUUUGACGAUGGACCUUUCUUCCUUGGUCAUGAAUUCAGUCAGGUUGGCAUAGCAUAUGUUCCGUUCAUCGAAAGGUUCCAAAUUUUCUUGAAAGAGGUGUUUAACUACGACAUCACAUCUGGGAGGCCAAAACUAGCCAAAUUGAUCGAGGAAGUGAACAAGCUUGAUUGUUACAAGCAGACAAAAGUCGUGGAUCCGAAGAAACUGGUUGAAUACUACAAGGAUCGGUUUCUGGCCUAAAACUUGAAGAAACCAUGAUCAAACAUUGGUGAAAAUCAUACAGGCUGGCGCCUUUGGUACCAAACAUGUCAUGGAGUUGUAUAAUGUUAUGCAUCAGUAAUAAUUAAUAAAGUGGUUGUGUGUUUUUCUUUAUCAGUAGUAUUUGGAUUGUAUUUUUCUGCUAGAGACUUGGAUAAUCAUAGAUAUCAGUUUCAUAUAUUGGAAGUUCUGUUGCCUGUAAUGUCAUGAAUGGUCGUUUAACUUUUAUUUUGUUGCAUCUU
Messenger RNA from Lycium barbarum (goji berry), 1133 nucleotides. Its product is annotated as glutathione S-transferase L3-like. The record is from RefSeq and is a predicted model, not a curated record. NCBI's taxonomy places the organism in Eukaryota, Viridiplantae, Streptophyta, Magnoliopsida, Solanales, Solanaceae. Gene Ontology annotation, molecular function: glutathione transferase activity. The transcript is spliced from 10 exons. The coding region runs from base 160 to 873 and encodes 237 amino acids.